Phasianus colchicus (ring-necked pheasant) is the source of this 6524-nucleotide messenger RNA. It is a transcript of the gene PRKG2, whose product is annotated as protein kinase cGMP-dependent 2. The record is from RefSeq and is a predicted model, not a curated record. NCBI's taxonomy places the organism in Eukaryota, Metazoa, Chordata, Aves, Galliformes, Phasianidae. Gene Ontology annotation, molecular function: cGMP-dependent protein kinase activity; ATP binding. Gene Ontology annotation, biological process: protein phosphorylation.
UGCACCCCCCUCAUCCCUUUCUCAGAGGUUUUAGACGCCUGCCAGAGCCUUCUUUGGAAUGCGGUGACUGCCACUGCAGCAUUUCCUAUGGCAGACUGCUGGGUGUGAGGACGAUCUUCCCAUAAUCUUCAUUUCUGCUUUAUGUGUCGUAACAGUUUUAUCUCCCUUAGAUCUGCCUGCAUGCUGAGCUUGGAUCUUCGGUUGUGCCAUAGGUCGCUCCUCAGAGAUAACCGAUGUGUUACCUCGAUACGUGUGUUGUUUGAAUUCUCCUCUGUAGCACGGAUCCAUCAGUGGUGAACUUCAUGACGAGCUGAAGUGCCGGCUGCCAGGAGACACCAGGAAAACAGAGCAGAAGGUGAGUGGUACACCGUGUCACAGUGAGCACCGGAGCCGAGAGGAGCAGAGACUGCUUUGAGGAGAACUACAUGUGAAACAUCACUGGAUAAAAUGGGGAAUGCAUCAAUGAAACCCAAACAUCUGAGGCAGCCAGACAGACACAUAGCAAACCUAGCUCUUGGUUGUGCUAGCAACUAUAAGUUUCUAACAGACCCCGGUCUGGGCAUCCACGUGACUGGACAAGUUGAUGUGCUUUGCAGCAGGGUGCUUGAACUGGAAAAGGAGCUGAAAAGAAAAGAUGAAGAGUUGCAAGAGGGUCAAAGUCUUGUUGCUGAGCUUCAGGAGCAGCUGUCUGUGCAGACUAAAGUCAUAGCAGAACUCACCAAAGAACUUCAGAGCAAGUGCAUACAACUGAACAAGCUGCAGGAUGUUAUUAACACCCAAGGAGAACACUCUCUUCAGCCUUCUCCAUUUAGAGUGACUCCAAAGAAUCAAGUCUCUGCUGACAGGAGGAAAGGAGCUAAGGAGGGUGUAUCUGCAGAGCCAACAACACAGCUCUAUGAUUCUGGCAAACAAGCUAGGUUUUCCUUUGAAAAAUCAAGAGUCCGAAAGGAUUCCAGUGAGAAGAAGCUCAUCACAGAUGCCCUGAAUAAAAAUCAGUUCUUGAAGAGACUGGAGCCUCAGCAGAUCCGAGAGAUGGUGGAAUGUAUGUAUGAGAGGACUUUCCAGCAGGGGAGCUAUGUCAUCAGACAAGGAGAGCCAGGCAAUCACAUUUUUGUCCUCAAAGAGGGCAGACUGGAAGUCUUCCAGCAGAAUAAACUGCUUUCCUCCAUACCUGUGUGGACAGCCUUUGGUGAACUGGCCAUUUUAUACAACUGCACACGGACGGCUUCUGUGAAAGCAAUCACCAAUGUUAAAACAUGGGCACUGGACAGAGAAGUGUUUCAAAACAUCAUGAGAGUGACAGCACAGACAAGACAAGAACAGUACAGAAACUUUCUUAGAAGUGUGUCCCUCUUAAAAAACUUACCAGAAGAUAAGUUGACCAAAAUCAUGGACUGCCUGGAGGUGGAGUACUAUGACAAAGGAGAUUAUGUUAUUCGGGAAGGAGAAGAAGGAAAUACCUUCUUUAUAAUAGCAAAAGGAAAGGUAAAGGUUACCCAGAGUACUGCAGAUCAUUCACAGCCUCAGCUGAUUAAAAAUCUGCAUAAAGGAGAUUACUUUGGAGAAAAAGCCCUCAUUAGUGAUGAUGUCAGAUCAGCAAACGUUAUUGCGGAUGAAUAUGACGUGGAGUGCCUCGUUAUAGAUAGAGAGACAUUUAAUCAAACUGUUGGAACUUAUGAGGAGUUACAAACCUACCUUGAAGGUUAUGUGGCUAACCUGGCGCGGGCUGAUGAAAAGCGACAUGCCAAAAGAAGAUCCUUCUGUGGACAGUCAACCAAAGAAGUGUCUUUGGAGAUGAUACAGCUGAAGGAAAAAGUAGCCCAGUUCCCUUCUUCCCCAUUCCAGAAUUUAGAAGUUGUCACAACUCUCGGUGUUGGUGGGUUCGGAAGGGUUGAGCUUGUUAAGGUAAAAAAUGAGAACGUGGCUUUUGCUAUGAAGUGUAUAAAGAAGAAACAUGUAGUGGACACCAAACAACAAGAGCAUAUAUACUCUGAAAAGAAAAUCCUUGAGCAGAUAUGUUCUCCUUUCAUUGUGAAACUGUAUCGCACAUUUAAGGAUAGUAAGUAUGUGUACAUGCUGCUGGAGGCUUGCCUUGGCGGGGAGUUGUGGAGCUUGCUGAGAGACCGAGGCAGCUUUGAUGAACCCACUACAAAGUUCUGUGUUGGAUGUGUGACAGAGGCUUUGGACUAUCUACAUCACAUAGAAAUUGUCUAUAGAGACUUGAAGCCAGAAAACUUAAUUUUGGACGCUGAAGGAUAUAUAAAAUUGGUUGAUUUUGGAUUUGCAAAAAAGAUCGGAUCAGGGCAGAAAACCUGGACGUUCUGUGGAACCCCUGAGUAUGUUGCUCCAGAAGUCAUUCUGAGUAAGGGCCAUGACUUCAGUGUGGAUUUUUGGUCCCUUGGGAUUCUUGUGUAUGAACUCCUUACUGGCAGCCCACCAUUCUCUGGGGCUGAUCAGAUGACAACAUAUAAUUUGAUUCUAAAAGGCAUUGAAAAACUGGAUUUUCCUAGAACAAUAACAAGGCGGCCUGAGGAUUUGAUCCGCAGACUCUGCAGGCAGAACCCGACAGAAAGAUUAGGCAAUCUGAGGAAUGGGAUUAAUGACAUUAAGAAGCACAGGUGGUUGAAUGGUUUUAACUGGGAUGGUCUGAAAUUGAGGAAAUUAGCAUCACCUUUAAAAAGAGAGUUAUCUGGACCAACUGAUUACAGCUACUUUGACAGCUAUCCACCUGAAGAGGGAAUGCCUCCAGAUGAACUUUCUGGUUGGGACAAGGAUUUCUGACACUUUUUUCUUCCAGGACAUCUAUAGAGACUCAUGGGCAUCAGUUCUAAACCUGUUCUUGUGUUUCUUGCUUAAAACCAAAGUACAUGAUGUUGUUGAAAAAUGUUGUGUUCCCUGGAGAAUAGAAGAUGGUACAGCAACCAGAACUUGUUUGGAUGUUGCACCAAAUUCUGUGUGCAUCUCCUUAUAACAAAAGCAUGCAGAUGCAACCUGAAUAUUUUUGAUACACAAUAUCUCUAUGAGCAUUUUCUGACACUACGGAUGGGAUGUAUGGUUUUGCCAUUGGGAAUUUCACUAGCACAUGUUUUGAUUACCACGUCUUUAUUUUGAACAGAGAGAAUGAAGAUUAUGGGCCCGUAACUUUGUGGAAUUUGUCAAUACCUGACACUACAGGCAUUUAUUUUUCCUUUUAUAAUGAGUCUACUGUGCAUUUUGCUCUUUCCAGUAAUGGGCAGUCCUGCAUUGAUCCGGAAGCAUGUAGAAGACUUUUUCUACAAGACUGAUUUGAUUUGAUGCUGCAGCUUAAAGGUUAUCAGUGUGGAAACUGUCUCUCUAUCAGUUUAGUUCGGCACCAGGUUGAGUUUGUCAAACAGGGUACAAUGGGUCAAAUGGAAAUCCAGCAGGGAACUAGGUAAAUGCAUAAUAGAUUUUUCCUGGAAAAGCAGACUCUGGUAUAACUGCUUCAAAGAACUAUGUCUGCAUCUUAAAAUGUUGUGCUUUCAUGUAGCGUGAAGCUAAAAUAGAUAGACAGAAAGUAUUUAUCUUGCAAGAAGAAAUAUGUAAGUACAGAAUCAUAUUUUGUCCUUCAAAUAUAUGUUCAAUGAUAUUUUUCUUUCAUUGGUAUUUUGCUGUAAUUAUGAAAUUUGCCGAAACAUUGAUGCUAAAACUCACUCAUUUUGAUGUCCCACUUGCUAUCACUAGAUAUGGAUACAUGUGGGUAGUAGGCAUAAAUGAAAAAAGGACAGCUGCUGACUUGGCAUUUCUCAGUGAACUAGUAUCGCAGAUGAGUUUUACAAUCUCCUUGCAGGUUUUCAGGACAUGAUCGGGCAGAGACUUGAGCAGCUCGAUCUGGGCUCAGUGUUGACCCUUCUCUGAGUUGGAGUGGAGAACUCCCAUGGCCCUGUGAACCCAGGAAUUAAUUUUCACAGUCAGCUAUUUGCAUAAUUACAAUAUAUCAUGACACUUUUCCCCAUAUGAGUUUGUAGAUGCUUAAUUUUUGUCACUCAACGUCUAUAUUAUUAGAACAAAAGGAGUUCUUUUGAAAUGUUGAUUGGAGAUAAAUGCAGUUGGGUGUCAAGUGCUCAUGAAUUAAACAUAAAACUCUCUUGCACCCUGCUACGAGGGCAUGGCAUCUUCCUGGGGAUCAUGCUGGUUUUCUUGCAUCAGUGCAUCUGUAGCCCCUGAUAGAAAUUGGUUCCGUUCCCAACCUAAAUUAAGAUAUUCUAACUGCCAUGACACACCGCAUUUCACAUGCUGGAUAGAAAACCUCCCAGGAAACUUGUGAAGUGUGCUCAGGGCUUCUUAACUGACACUGGCUGACUGGUUAUGACCAAUCCCAACUGGGCAAGGAAGGUCUGCCACUGGGGCUGUCCCAUGUCUGAUGAAUGAAAGAAUCAGAUCUUCCACUUUGAGGUCAGUGUCAAGCUACUGCUUGCCCUUAGUUAGAGUGUAGGGAGCUGGGGCUGUAUUUGAUGAGGAAUGUGUUUUGCUUUUUGAGGGGGAAUUGCUCCUCACUGAACCUCUGCCUGAUGAACUGCUGAAUGUGCUGCAGGAGAACAUUCAUUUGGCUGUUUUGGGCAGAAAUCUGACAAAAUGUUUUCAUUAAAAAUUGCUGGAAACAAGGAAAUCCUUGAACUGAUGUAUCACAGUAAACAGCCUACAGGCUAAUAAUUGAUUUGUUCCAUGUUAACAAAUAUUUUUUAUUGCUGACCAUUCAGACAGAUUGAUUUUGUUUGACAGAAGAUCAAUUUAAAUAUUUUGUACAGCAUUCAGCCCAAGUAAAGGCGGCAGAGUCCUUUCCGCUGGAAAACAAUCAGGUCAAAGAGGAUGGAUUGGAGGCUUUAAGCUAGGACUACAGGUGCUUUAGACCUUUUCAGCUCCACUAAUUACCACCAAAGAACAGACUUUCAUUUCAGGAUUUAGGCAAGACUAGAUGUUGUGGAUGUGUGUUUCUGUGUGUGUCUGUCUGUCUCUCAUACAUAUUUGUAUUAUAGUCAAAAGACUAUUGAGUCAGAUUUUAUAAAAAGAUUUUGAAUGUAUUUUUCCAUUGUAUCUAUAGGUAGUUUUCCUUUAGAUACAUAACAAUAAAUAUAUAUAUCAUUUUUUAUGUGAAGAAAUAUAAGAAGUGCACUGUUCAUUGCAGUUAGCAAUUAAGUCUGUGGAAGAAGAGGACGUUUUGUUUAUGAAGCAAUCAUGUUGCUUGUUUAACUUGCAGUGUGUGCAAAUAAAAAAAUAAGCUUGCAGUGCAAGGGGUAGGACAGUGCCUUUUUACAGUCUCGUUCCACACAGCACAAUCGCUGAAGUUGGAAAUGACCUCUAAGAUCAUCUAGUCCAAGUGUCAACCCAUCAACACCGUGCCCUCUCAGAGAAUCAUUAAAGUUGGACUGGACCUCCAAGAUAAUUAAGUCCAGCAGUCAGCAUGUCUCUCACUCAAAAGAUACAUUGCCUAGGGCAUGCUGAGAAAAUAAAUCAUGUAUAAGAAGUCACAAGAAGUGAUAUUACAGGUCUCUGUUGUGUUUAUGUAGGGAAUCGUGUGCAUUUCUUUUCUGAAACAUGUGCAGAUGAUGAAGCUGAAAUAUUCCAGGACCAGAACUGUUUGUGGGCCAUGAAUUAAUAGCCUGCUAUCCAAUGGAAAACCCUGUCAAAAACGUGUCCUCAGCUAUUUGUACAUGAUGACUAAGUCAGGAAACACUGUUAACUUUGCAGAUGAUACAAAAGUUUAUUCGGAAGUAAAGUGCUCAGUUUAAGGAUCAAUACAUUCCUGAUCAUUGCAGAAGGCUUGCAUAAUUAACAGCUUCCUAAUGAGCCCAAACACUGUACAUAGCUUUUCUAUACAAAACCUUAGUGCUAAGUGAAAAAAUUGUGCUAGAAUCUAAAGUUAAAAAAUGAGAUAAUAUCAACAUUCAGAAUAUUUUUCAUGCAGCCAUGUGCUACUGCACGGCUAUUGUCACACACAUGGAUAUCCCAUGGAAACUACAUGCACUUCAAGAUGAAGUUUGUUAUAAGUAACGAUCCGCUACAGCGAUACACUUUAAUACAUACAGCUAGGAAUACAAAUUCAUUUUCAUUAAAAAAAACAUAUCUUCCUUUGUACUAUAAGUAAGUGCCACCUUCAGGAACAAGGCACCACUGGCAGCCUACUUGCUAAGCCAACAUGCCACAGACUGAAAUGCUGGUGGGUAAAAGAAUACUGUGCCUCAGUGCUUUCUAUUGGAAAGCAACAUUUUAUCUUCAGUGGUGCACCUCUCCUUCCAACAACAAAUUGUCUGACAAGGCACAGAAACACAGCAAAACAUGGCAGGAAAAAUAAGAAAAAAGGCACUGUGUAACAGAGUUGACGGUGACCAUAUUGAUUAGGGGUGGAGAGGCAGUUCUUAAAUAUUACUUUUAAAAUGCUAAUGAAACAGAAAGAGGUACAAUGCAUAUAGUUUGUACUACACAGUAACCUGAUGAACAAGUUACAAACUAAGAGCACUUCCUCUGCUUAAUGAAACAUAGUAUUUAAAAAAAAAAAAAAAAAGGAG